Molecule: messenger RNA, 2115 nt
Organism: Xiphias gladius (swordfish)
Lineage: Eukaryota; Metazoa; Chordata; Actinopteri; Istiophoriformes; Xiphiidae
Gene: dusp1
Product: dual specificity phosphatase 1
Exons: 4
Coding region: 130-1260 (376 amino acids)
Biological process (GO): protein dephosphorylation; negative regulation of p38MAPK cascade; endoderm formation
Cellular component (GO): nucleus; cytoplasm
Molecular function (GO): MAP kinase tyrosine/serine/threonine phosphatase activity; protein tyrosine/threonine phosphatase activity
Source: RefSeq, a predicted model, not a curated record
UUUUUUCUCUAAACAAGCUAGCCGGAACAAAGGACUCGCUUCUUCAAAUAGGCUAAUAAUUUGUGGCUUUGGAAGAAAGAAUUUUUCUAACAACAGCCCAAACUUCUACUGUCCCGCCACACUCGCUUUAUGUAUUUGGAUUUAAUUCUGCUAUCCCGCCGUCCUACUAUGGUCAUAAUGGAGGUCCCCACCAUCGACUCUGAGUCCCUGCGUGGUUUGUUGGAGGGCGACGUUCCGGGCUGCCUGCUGCUGGACUGCCGCUCCUUCCUGUCCUUCAACUCGUCCCACAUAUCGGGCUCCACCAACGUGCGCUUCAGCACCAUCGUGCGCAGGAGAGCCAGGGGGGGUCUGGGACUUGAGCACAUCGUCCCCAACGAGGACACCAGGAACAGGCUCCUGUCCGGAGAGUACCAGUCCGUGGUGCUUCUUGACGAUCGCAGUUUGGAUUUAAGCCAGGCGAAGAAAGACGGGACGUUGAUGCUUGCUGUUACGGCACUGUGUCGAAACCCCUGCGGAGCCAGUGUUUUUAUUCUUAAAGGUGGAUUUGACACAUUUUCGACAGAGUAUCCAGAGAUGUGCACCAAACCCUCACCUCCACAAGGGCUAAGUUUGCCCCUGAGCUCUAGCCAUCCUGAGAGUGCGGACCCAAGCUGUAGCCCCUGCAAUACUCCUUUAUAUGAUCAGGGGGGUCCUGUGGAGAUCUUGCCUUUCCUGUACCUUGGCAGUGCUUACCAUGCCUCCAGAAAAGACAUGCUGGACAUGCUGGGGAUCACUGCUUUAAUCAACGUCUCUGCCAACUGCCCCAACCACUUUGAGGACUCCUUCCUCUACAAGAGCAUCCCUGUUGAGGACAACCACAAAGCUGAUAUCAGCUCCUGGUUCAACGAGGCAAUUGAGUUUAUUGACUCAGUGAGAAAUAAAGGAGGCCGUGUAUUUGUGCACUGUCAAGCAGGCAUCUCUCGCUCCGCCACCAUUUGCCUUGCCUACCUAAUGCGGACCAACCGUGUGAAGCUGGAUGAGGCCUUUGAGUUUGUCAAACAGCGCCGCAGCAUCAUCUCCCCCAACUUCAGCUUCAUGGGUCAGCUCCUCCAGUUUGAGUCCCAGGUCCUGGCCUCGUCUACGUGCUCCUCAGAGGCGGGCAGUCCAGCUAUCGGCAAGAGCAGCACAGUCUUCAAUUUCCCUGUCUCCAUCCCUGUACACACCUCAGCGGGUCAGCUCUCAUUCCUCCACAGUCCCAUCACCACCUCUCCCAGCUGCUGAGGAAGGUGUGGGCAACACAGACUUUGUUUGGACUUGAACUGCACCUCACGAGUGACUCUACACAGAGCACUGCACAAGUCCUUAUUAUGAUCCAUUAUGAUCCAUUAUGGUUCCAUUAACCAUAAUGGCUCUGUAGGUCAGCCUCAUCAUUUCAAGGGGAGAUUUGAUAAAUACCAAUAGGCAGUAUUGAUGUUUAACCACCUAAAUGUGAAAGUCAUCCACAGUAUAUAUCCUAGAUGACUUGGGAAAUAGCUGAAAAGAUAUUAUAAGAAAUUAUAAGUAUCUGAAUAUUCAAAGUACUGUUUUUUUUGUUUGUUUGUUUUUUUAUAAAGGCAACUGCUUUUGAUAAUCACAAUCAUUUUUUUUAAACCUGACAAAAUGGAGAGGGCUAACAGUUGUCUCAGGAAUGUUGAUAUAUCCUCUCAAAUGUCCAGUUUGGUUUCUGUACUGGUUAAAGAAAGCAGCCUGUUGUGCAAAAUGACAUGGAAGUUACUCUUUCAUAUGACAAUUAAUGAAUGUAUACCCCUCUUCUCAGUGUAGAUGUGGCAGAAAUCAUUUUGUUCAGUUUCAGAAUUGAAUGGCGUUUCCAGUUCAAAUGCAAACACCUGCCUUCCAAGACAUCAUGAAACCUCGAUGAUACUGACACAUUGGGGAAACCAACCAUUAAAUACCUCAUGUUUCUGUACUUUGUACUGUGGCGCUGAGGCAGACAGAACCCCCAAAACCACUAAAAUGGGGCAACAUAGUCUUCAGUGACUGCAUUCUGACAUAUUUAUUGAACUAAAGUAAUAUAUUUGUUAUUAUAUCUAUUUUUGCAUAUGUUUUGUUUAAAUGUUGUUUUUAUACCUUUGAAUA